Messenger RNA from Rhea pennata, 1780 nucleotides. RefSeq names its product transcription factor 7 like 1 (gene TCF7L1). Gene Ontology annotation, molecular function: RNA polymerase II cis-regulatory region sequence-specific DNA binding; DNA-binding transcription factor activity, RNA polymerase II-specific. Gene Ontology annotation, cellular component: chromatin; beta-catenin-TCF complex. The transcript is spliced from 12 exons. The record is from RefSeq and is a predicted model, not a curated record. Gene Ontology annotation, biological process: regulation of transcription by RNA polymerase II; canonical Wnt signaling pathway. Bases 10 to 1683 code for a protein of 557 amino acids. Lineage: Eukaryota; Metazoa; Chordata; Aves; Rheiformes; Rheidae.
GCCACCACCAUGCCGCAGCUGGAGGCGGCGGCGGCGGCGGCGGCGGGCGACGACCUGGGCGCCCCCGACGAGCUCAUCGCUUUCCAGGACGAGGGCGAGGAGCAGGACAAGGGCGCCGGGCGCGGCUCGGCCCACGGCGACCUGGACGAGCUCAAAUCGUCGCUGGUCAGCGAGACCGAGAACCGCGGCGGCGGCGGCGGCGGCGCCGCCUCCGGCUCCGACUCCGAGGCGGAGCGGCCCCCGCAGCCCCGCGAAAGUUUCCAGAAGCCCCGCGAUUAUCUCGCCCAAGUGGUGCGACGGCAGCACGACGGGGGCUUCUUCAAGGGCCCCCCCUACCCCGGCUACCCCUUCCUGAUGCUCCCCGAGCUGGGCGGCCCCUACCUGGCCAACGGAGCCCUGGCACCCGCCGGCGCCCGCACCUACCUGCAGAUGAAGUGGCCGCUGCUGGACGUGCCCGCCGGCGCCACGCUCAAGGACAGCCGCUCGCCCUCGCCCGCCCACUUGGCCAACAAGGUCCCGGUGGUGCAGCACGCUCAUCACAUGCACCCGCUGACGCCGCUCAUCACCUACAGCAACGACCACUUCUCGCCCGGCUCGCCGCCCGCCCACCUCUCGCCCGAGAUCGACCCCAAGACGGGCAUCCCGCGACCGCCUCACCCGUCCGAGCUGCCCCCCUACUACCCGCUGUCGCCGGGAGCCGUGGGGCAGAUCCCGCACCCGCUGGGCUGGCUGGUGCCCCACGGCGGCGUUUGCAGGCAGGGCCAGCCCGUGUACUCCAUCCCUCCCGGCGGCUUUCGGCACCCUUACCCUGCCCUCGCCAUGAACGCCUCCGUGUCCAGCCUCGUGUCGAGCCGCUUUUCGCCCCAUGUGGUGCCGCCGCCGCCGCCGCCGUCGAGCCAUGGCCUCCACCCGCCCGGCAUCCCGCACCCCGCCAUCGUCUCGCCCGUGGUGAAGCAGGAGCCGGCGCAGCCCGGCGCCAGCCCCGGCGCCAGCGCGAAAUCGCCCGCGGCGGCGGGGAAGAAGGAGGAGGAGAAGAAGCCCCACAUCAAGAAGCCGCUCAACGCCUUCAUGCUCUACAUGAAGGAGAUGAGGGCCAAGGUGGUGGCCGAGUGCACGCUGAAGGAGAGCGCCGCCAUCAACCAGAUCCUGGGCCGGCGGUGGCACUCGCUCUCGCGGGAGGAGCAGGCCAAGUACUACGAGCUGGCGCGCAAGGAGCGGCAGCUGCACUCGCAGCUCUACCCGACGUGGUCCGCCCGCGACAACUACGGCAAGAAGAAGAAGCGGAAGCGCGAGAAGCUGGCGCAGCAGCAAAGCCACGAGGCCGAGAGCUCGCCGGCUUCCCGGAGCAAGAAACCGUGCGCGCAGUACCUGCCGGCCGAGAAGCCCUGCGCCAGCCCGGCGUCGUCGCACGGCAGCAUGCUGGAUUCGCCCGCCACGCCGUCGGCGGCCCUGGCUUCGCCGGCCGCCCCGGCGGCCACGCACUCCGAACAGGCUCAGCCGCUGUCGCUCACCGCCAAGCCGGAGGCGAGGGCUCAGCUCGCCGGCCACGCGGCCGCCUUCCUCGCCGCCAAAGCCGCCGCCGCCGCCCUCGGCGGCCCGUCCUCGCUCCUCGCCGCGCCGUCCCCGCCGGCCGCGCUGCAAACGCAGCCCCUCUCCCUGGUCACCAAGCCGGCGGCCGACUAAGGGAGGCGCUCGGCUCGCCGGCGCUCCCCCGUCCACCCCGCGGCACGGCGCAGGAGCCGCAAGCAACCUUCGAACGCCGCCAAACCGUUAUUUGGUC